This is a messenger RNA of Chanos chanos (milkfish), 966 nucleotides long. RefSeq names its product beta-1,3-galactosyltransferase 2-like. The transcript has a single exon. NCBI's taxonomy places the organism in Eukaryota, Metazoa, Chordata, Actinopteri, Gonorynchiformes, Chanidae. The record is from RefSeq and is a predicted model, not a curated record. The coding region runs from base 1 to 966 and encodes 321 amino acids. Gene Ontology annotation, biological process: protein O-linked glycosylation. Gene Ontology annotation, molecular function: N-acetyl-beta-D-glucosaminide beta-(1,3)-galactosyltransferase activity. Gene Ontology annotation, cellular component: Golgi membrane.
AUGCAACGGAUAAAUCAUUCUGAGGUUAGAACAUCUAAGCCAACACCAAGGGCAAUAACAAACAUUACGGCCAUUACUACAACUUCAAAAAGCCACUCUGUGGAUUUAGAAACUCAUCAUGUUGCUUAUGCGAAGAACUACCAUUUCAUUCUGGAUGAGCCAGAUAUGUGUCAGCAACGGAAGCCUUUUCUGGUUCUGAUGGUACCAGUAGCCCCUCACAAUCUGGCAGCUCGAGAUGCCAUUAGGAGCACAUGGGGAAAUGAGAGCGUGGUGCAUGGCAAAGUGGUCUCUGUCUUCUUCUUGUUGGGACUUUCAGGUGGAGCAGAUUCUGAGAAGCUGCAGGAGAAGGUUCGUCUGGAGAGCCAGCAACACCACGACCUGCUGCAAAGCACCUUCUCAGACACCUACUUCAACUUAACCAUCAAGACCAUGGUGAUCAUGGACUGGCUAGCUACACGUUGCUCUCAGGCCUCCUAUGCCAUGAAGAUUGACUCAGACAUGUUCCUGAACUUGGAUAACUUGGUGGCUAUGCUGUUGAAGCCUGGAAUACCCAAAGAGAAUUACAUUACAGGAACAGUGAUGACCAACAUAAACGUAAUCCGAAACAAAAAUUCCAAAUGGUACGUUUCAGAAGAGAUGUACCCUGAACCAAAAUACCCCACUUACCUACUAGGAAUGGGAUAUGUGUUUUCCAACGACCUUCCAGGUAAGCUAGUGAACGUGUCCAAAGAUGUUAAACCUUUCAACAUAGAAGACGCUUAUGUGGGUGCUUGCCUAAAACGUUUAGGUAUUGCACCUUCAUGGGCACCUAAUCCAUCACAGUUCAAGGCAUAUGUGGGUGCAAAGUACAGGACUGAGGAUUUUGUCAAUGUUAUCACCACAAUCCUGGGCUCACCACAACAGCUGGUGAACAUCUGGAAAGGUCUGAAGGCAUACACUUCAACUGCAUCAACCAAACAUGGAUGA